This is a messenger RNA of Heterotrigona itama, 4923 nucleotides long. NCBI's taxonomy places the organism in Eukaryota, Metazoa, Arthropoda, Insecta, Hymenoptera, Apidae. The record is from the annotation of a GenBank genome assembly.
AUGUUUGUUAAAGUAAUUGAAGACUCACUUCCUGGCCAUGUCUUGAUACCUCUCGACAAGUGUGUCGGUGAGAAGACAUUUUAUACGAUAAACAUUAUCGACGAUUGUCUCGAUGAAUAUUUUUCGAGACACCUUAAACAAUCCAGUAAAAGUUGUCCUUUCAAUUUCGACGGGAAAGUUCAGCAUGAGAUUGUGAUAAUAUUUUAUUAAAUUGUUGUAGUCCUCUAACUUCUUGCUUUCAUCUUUUACAAAUCGUUCCACUAUAUAAUAUUCAUCGUCGUUGUAUAAGUGUUCGUAUCUGUAAUAAAUGUACAAAUAAUAAUAAUAUAUUAAUAAUAAUUAAUAAUAUAUAUAUAUUAAUAUAUAUUAUAAUAUAUUAAUAAUAAUUAAUAUAUAAUAAUAAUAUAUUAAUAAUAAUUAAUAAUAUAUAUAUAUAUUAAUAAUAAUUAUCAUUAAAAAUAAUCGAAAUACUUGUCAUGAUACAUAUAAUUGAUUUGUAAAUUAAUAUGUAAUUUAUUAAAUAAUAACGAGAAUUGGAAUUUAUAAUAAGAAUUAGUGGUCCAUAAUUACAUUUGUAAUUCCAUUAAUAUCUGCUCUGGAAUAAGUCUUUCUCGAUCAAUUAAGUCAAUAAUUUCCUGCUUCAGUUGUUGCACUCUGAAGUGCUCUAUGUGCGGCUAUUUAAAAAAGAAUUUUGGAAUAUGCAUUCAUAUGUGUGUUAGAUAUAUAUCAUAUAAAAAUAUAACAAAGAAAAUUUUAUACUUUUAAAAAUCCUUCUUCGCCAGACCAAUCCAAAUAAAGCUGAGUUUCUAAUUUGUCGAAAUAUUUAACUGCUUCACAUAAUUUAUCGAGGAUACUGCAAAGCAUCUCCUUAAAUUUUUCAAACGAUGGCUCAAAAGUCAAUUGCUUGAAGCUAACAAUUAUGUCCACAUUAAAUUCACAAUUAAUCGGCUACAAGCAAUAAACGAUUAUUACACGGUUUAUUUUAUUAUUAUAUGUUUUGUUUGUUAUAAUUGCGGGUGUUUAUUCAUUUGUGAGAAAUUUGCAACAAUGCCUAGAACUUUAGUUUUAUUUCUUUAAGUAUGUUUAUAAAAUUGGAAUAAAUGAAUUAUAAUUUGCAUAAACGAAUUAUAAGUAUACCUUUCCACGGAUGAUUAAAUCCAUAAAAUCUUUCAAACUGUAUUUACACAUUAACAAAAGCUGCGAUUCCAUUAUUUUAGCAACACAUUCGUAGAAUCUUUUGAAUCGUAUGCGUUGUAACGGACUAGGGACUAACGAUUUUCUGUUAUUCUAUGAAUAAAUAAUGUGAUCAUUAAUUUUGUUUGUAUUAGUGGGCAUUAGAAUAAAAAUUUAUAAAACUUUACCACGAGAAAUAUAUCUUGUAUUCCAUCAUACCAAACAUUCUUCAAUAUAUUCUUCUCUUUCAUAAUUUGCUUAUUAAUCAUUUUGUUAAAUUCUAUUAAAUCCCAACUUUCUGUAUAUUGGGCAAUUUGUUCUAAAUCGAUCAAUCGAAAAUCGCUGAAAAAAUAAUGAAUUCUUGUUUCAAAGCAGAAGCAUAAUAAAUGAGUAGUUUUUUACCCAUAUUCGCCGACCCAAUAAUCUAAAGUCAUCUUCAUGCAUGGGUUUAUUAGAAAUAAAUUUUUCUGUAAAUUUUCGCGGUAUUCUCGAAUCUUGACUUUUAAACCAGGUACAACAUAUUCCAUGUGAAGCAACUUCCCAUCAUUUUCCUUUUGCUAAAAAGAUAUGUAUUUUUAUAAAAUAAAUAUAUCACAUAUAAAAAAUACAACUGGAAUUUCAAUUGAACCUCGAAUAAAGAAUUUUCUACAGGAUCUUGAAGUGCGUACUGCAAUAUUGCUUUUUUGAUAUUUCUUGUGUAAAUAUCUUUAAUCUCGAUCAGCAAAUUUUCCGUGUAGUAAGUGAACCGAACUCUCAAAUAAUACGGAACUAAAAGUAAUAUCUUCUCUAUAACGUUGUCCUGUAUUUGUACUGUGUGAACAGUAUCAAUUCCAUUACAAAUAUAAUUAUAGUAUCGGUUCACAUCUUCGUCGUUACUUAAAUCUAUAUCUAUAUUCGGUAGUUCAGUUUUGACAAUUAAGCUGACCACAUAUCUACAAAUAAACGUUAUUUCAAGCUCUAGUUUCUUUAUUAUAAGAUUUUUCUUUACAAUUUUCAAAAACUUGACAGAAAUUCAAAUGCUGACCUACGAAAGUUCUCUACUUUUAAUCGUUUUCCUGUGUACGUGUCCUCAAAUUUAGAUUGCUUUCGUUUCUCCUGCAGUUUUUUACACUUAAUGCAUUCCAUUAAUUCUGGUGGCAAUGAAAAUAAUGGCUCGAUUUUUGUUGUUUCAGCCAGUUUUGAUACCUUCGGAAUAUCUUUCGCGCGCUUUUUUUGAACCGUCGGACGAGAAAUACCCUCGCACGAUGUCACUUCCUCGCAGUCGCAUUCCAUGCUGGAACUACUUGCUAUAUGAGUGACUGAAAUACUGAAAAUACUCUGUGCUUGAAACAUCAUUUCACAUAUAUUUGUACAAUGAAUAUGUCACUUUGAGAAAUUAAAAGUUGAAUAAUAAAUAUGUAAGGCAAAAAAUUAACGUUUAUCACUACCUUACAGCAGAAUUUUGUAUCAACACAGACGGCGCCACUUUCAGACCUAGUGGUAAUAAUUGUUUCACAUUUUCGUAUUUAAACUGUAUACACGGUAAGUAUAUAUUGCAAAAUAAUAUUUCUUUUCAAAAUAUUAAAAGUUCAAAGAAUAAUAUCACGAUAUAAUAUUUUUGACGCGUUAAAAAUCUUUUUUUUCAUGUGUUUAAUGUUAUAAAAUUGUGCAAUACGCUUUACUGCAAUUGACUGUAGUUUCCAGGCAACGAAAUUGAUCGAUUUGUAGGAUUUAUGAAAAUUUCAAAUGAGAAUGUCCUUUUUAGAUUAUUUGAUUAUAAUUGUUAUUACAUCUAAGUAGAAAAUGAUAUAAAAUGAAGUCGGUACAUUUUUAGGUUAGGUGUUAUUAAUGCAGCAUUUUUUCAAUCUUCGUUUAUGUGAAAUAACAUUAGUGGUAUGUUUCAGAUGUUUUCACGUCAAUUUUUUCGUUCAAUACAUACAAAUCAUGUACUUUGUUAUACAUCAAAGAAAACGCUGUUAAGCAAAUUACGUAAAAAAACUGGAUAUACAUUCAUAAAUUGUAAAAAAGCCUUAGAGCUAAACGAGAAUGAUGUGGAAAAAGCUGAACAAUGGCUAAAGGAGCAAGCCCAGGCUCAAGGUUGGUCUCAGGCAAUGAAAUUAAAAUCCAGAGAAACUUCUCAAGGACUAAUAGCAAUGAUAACUAAUAACAAUCAUGGAGCACUUGUAGAAAUUAAUUGCGAGACAGAUUUCGUUGCAAGGAAUAAAAAAUUUCAUGAUCUAGCACAGAUCAUACUUGAUACUGUAUUAAAACACAGUAUGACGAUUGAACAGGAUUCAUUGGUCAAAAAAACUGUAUUAUCUACAGAAUUAAUAAAUAACCUACAUGCCAAUGAUGGCAAAAAUUUGAGUGAUCAUUCUGCUUUAACUAUUGGAUUUAUAGGAGAGAACAUUAGUAUAAGGCGUGCAUUGUGCAUGAGUGUACAACCAGGUGCACAUCUAUAUGGUUGCACACAUCCUACACCUAUAAACCCAGUACCUUCAUCAUUUGGGCGAUAUGGAGCAUUGGUAGCCUUAAAGUCUAACGAAGAUAAAAAAGUUUUGGGAAUGCAACUUUGUCAACACAUUAUUGGCAUGAACCCAACCAAAGUUGGUGAUCCAAAAGUCGAUCUACCUAAUGAUAAUAUAGAAGAGGAACCUGUUAUGCUAUACCAAGAGUUUUUGUUUAAUCCUGCUUCAUCUAUACAGGAAUUAUUACAAAGCGAACAAGCUGAAGUCUUAGAUUUCGUACGUUUUGAAAUGGGCGAAACGCUUGAAAACAGACAAGAAUUGAAUUCUGUAGAAACUUGCGGUUAAAGCAAUUGGUAUUCAUUUAAUAAAUUUAUGUAUUUAUUAUACAUUUUGUAUAUACUUUAAAGAAAAAUAUGGCAGUAAUAUAAACAUUUUGCUAAUCCAUUAUUAUUAUAUAGAUAAAAUACGUACAAUUAUUGCAUUUCUUUAUUACACAUGAAUUGCUAUAACGGAGUUAUAACGGAUGAAAAUUGUAUUGUAGAAAAACUAAAGUAUUUUAUUAAUAAAAUUAUUCUUCGAUGAUACAUAAACUUAUCGAAAAGUAUAUUCGAUUUAAAGUAAUACUAUGAACGGUAAAACAGUUGUUUAAAUGUAGAAAACUUUACAUCUGAAAUUGUAGAUAAUAUCCAAAUUAUUUUUCUUCAUUUUCUUUAUUUGCUGAACAUACGUUAGAUGAUUUUAAUUUAUUCCUUUUUCGCAUGAGUUUCACAGAUUUCCAAAGCCACAUUCGUGAAUCUUUUUUCCAGUAACGAGCGAUAUCUUCUGGCGAAUGCAUAACACCCUGAAUAAAGUAUUCAAUUUUAUAAAUAAUACAACAUCAUAUAUCAAACUUUACAAAUCAUACUUGAAAAUUCAAGAUAUCUGAAUGUUGAGCAGAUUUUCUAUAGGGUAAAAUAUCUCUGGCGUUUAAGCCAAAUAAUUCUUGAUUAAUAUCAUCGGAAGGAUCAGUUUGCGCAUCGCUUGUUCGUCGAAGCGGUAUCGUAUCAUUUCCAGACUCAAUUUCCGCCUCUAAUUCCAAACGUUCAAGGGCCGAUGUAAAGCUCCUUGACUCUUUACAAUUCCCAACAUUCGCCUAUUUCGAAACUUUGAAUUUUCAUAAAAAAAGUAAUAAUUUAUACUGUAUCGCAAAUAAAAAAAUUCUUUGACGUUGAAUAAAUUGUGUAAACCUGUACUCCUUGAGAGCAAACGUUACAUCCUAACGUCACUGACAAACAUAUGUCGCUCAUAGUCUUGGACAAAAAAU